Messenger RNA from Lactuca virosa, 255 nucleotides. The record is from the annotation of a GenBank genome assembly. NCBI's taxonomy places the organism in Eukaryota, Viridiplantae, Streptophyta, Magnoliopsida, Asterales, Asteraceae.
AUGGACCAUGAAGGUGAUGGUGGCGACGAGCCACCACAUCCGUUCGAUGGAGGUUUUGGUGUUCACCAAAUCGAUGUUGUACCUCCCAGACGAAGUGGCAUGACAUGCUUCAUUUGGGAGGUUGGAAGUUAUAUCAGGUGCGACAUAGCUUUGGAUAAGAACGCCUGGAAAGAAGUUCCUAAAGCCGAAAGACAUAUUUUGAUUUUCAAGCCAUUUCAAAUGAUCCCGAUGCUAGAAUUAUAUGGGCGUCAUUGA